AUGCUCAGCGACUCUACGCAUAGCGCCCUCGAGCGAGCUGGUAGAAUCCUCAAGCAGUUCCAUGAGGAUGAGGAUUCCAUACCUAGGGAUGAAUCCGACUGGCUCCUUGAUCUAAAAGCGGCCGCACCCGAAUAUUUCGAGAUUCCUGCAGAUAGCAAGACUGCAGCCCGCUGCAAGGGAGCGGCGUACGAUAUCAUGAGGAAGGAAUAUGUCGAGGAGCUCUUAAACAGGCAAGGCAUGCUAGGUCAGGGCAGUCUAUCCGACGUCCAGGAAGGCUUUCUAUGCGUCGUCUCCCAGGAGAUGCCUGAGAUCUUUGCAGACUUGUAUUCGAAUUCCAGCAGCAUUGGCGGCAGUCACAGAGCGCAUGAUGUAGACGAAGGCGACGCCAAGUCAUCGUUGGCAGUGAGCGACCUCAUUCUCCCAACUGAUCAAGGUCGCCUGAGCAGCCGGAGCCGCCACAUUCUUGAACGCGAUUUCGAGGUGCAGAAGCGACUUGCUCAGGUCUCACCACAACCGCUUCCACCUCAACCAGCUGCAGUCGUGAUGCCUGAGCUUCGUCAUACCCCAGCACCGUCUAGACAACUCAUUUUUGGUAGCUUUACCUUUGAUCGAAGCAACAACACUAAUGCGACCAGGGCGGAGUCACCAGCCCUAUCGCCAUCUACAACGCCAGUGACUUCAUCCAAGGCCCAACGCAGAGCAGGUGCCGAGCGCACUGCGAGACGCAAGGAAACGGCCGCGUCACGAGAAAUGGAACGACAUCACGCAGCGACGACAAUCGGCAAAGGUGGAAGCGACAUCGGUGGCAUUGGUGGAGGGAAUUCAACAGUGUCGCUGGCUGAGAUUGACAAACGCCUCGACGAGAUGCUUGCGACUGUCGAGGAGAAAGCUGCCGAACGCAAGCGACUCAUGCCCGCCGUUUACCAGGUCUUCCAGCUCGAGGGCGAGCUUCUUGAGCUGCAGCUUCAUCUGGACGAACUGAGAUCAGCAAAACGGGAGAUGAGUUCUCAGCACGGUCCCGCUUGA
This is a messenger RNA of Colletotrichum orchidophilum, 1026 nucleotides long. RefSeq lists its product as uncharacterized. The record is from RefSeq and is a predicted model, not a curated record. The transcript has a single exon. NCBI's taxonomy places the organism in Eukaryota, Fungi, Ascomycota, Sordariomycetes, Glomerellales, Glomerellaceae. The coding region runs from base 1 to 1026 and encodes 341 amino acids.